This is a messenger RNA of Haplochromis burtoni (Burton's mouthbrooder), 8196 nucleotides long. RefSeq names its product RAB11 family interacting protein 3 (class II) (gene rab11fip3). Gene Ontology annotation, cellular component: endocytic vesicle; cleavage furrow; midbody. Gene Ontology annotation, biological process: regulation of cytokinesis; endocytic recycling. The record is from RefSeq and is a predicted model, not a curated record. NCBI's taxonomy places the organism in Eukaryota, Metazoa, Chordata, Actinopteri, Cichliformes, Cichlidae. The coding region runs from base 1342 to 4626 and encodes 1094 amino acids. Gene Ontology annotation, molecular function: calcium ion binding. The transcript is spliced from 14 exons.
CGUGCGUGAAACGUCAGUGGUGUGUAUGCGGCUGGAGGAGGAGGAUGGGACACUGCUGAUGCUGAUGCGAGAGCUUUCGGCGUCUGUAAUCAACAUCGAUGGUCUGACUGCCAAAACGAUGGAGUUUCUUGGCCUCAUUUGACACCCUGUUGGUUUCACUGUGGUCAUCAGCGGGGGACGCUAGCGCAGGUGUGCUUUUGAGGACAGCGGAGGGAUUUGAUGAGGGAAAGAAAACGGUUUCGUCUCGUCACUCGUCUGGCCUGGCUUCUGAGGGACACAGGUGGACCGCCGCUGGAAAACGGCAUCAAAAUUAGGCAGUGAUAUUUUACUGCGAAGAGGACGAUACUUCACGUAAUUACCCUUUGAACCCCGAAGCUAGCAUUUUGGUAUUGUUUUAUCAAGAGAGGACGAGAGUUAAGCUUGAGGGUUUUUUUGGUGUGUUAGCCAGCUAAUAGGCUAAUUUCGUUAGCAAGCCUGUUAGCAGCUUCCCCGACCAAUGGCACGGGAGAAGUGGGAUGCUCGAAGGAGGAGUUAACGGUAGUUGCUGGCUUAAAUUCAUUCGAAGGAAAGACGGUCGGUGACACAUGUGGGAAGCCGCUUUGCAACAACAGAUUUGGCGUUAACGUUUUACAGCUUGGUGUUAAUUCAGCUUCGAGUAACGCUGCUUACGUCGCUUCCCUCCGAGGCGAUUGAUAAGAUUAGAUAAUCGGCUAAUAAGGCUAAUGUUGACAAACACUCUUGACCUAACGCGUUAAUUCGUAACUCUAGUGUUUCAUAUCAUCUCGCUGUCAGAGAUGCUGUAAAGUCGUGUGCUUGUCGGUUCAGUUUCGAGACGUUAUUGAGCAACUUUCAGGCCGCAAGUGAAGCAUGCUGAAGCUGGAACAUCUGACAACUACCAGGAGCGGACCUGUCAUGGCAGAAAGGGAUAUAGUGAGUCCAGACGCAUUUCCAUCAGCACCAUAUUCAGUGUGGCCAGGAAAUCAGUAUGAUUUCUAGAUUUAGGUAAUGCUGUUCUCGAGAUGUGGGGGGCAACCACUGAAUUAAAAGUCAGAAAUAGAGUCUUAGGCGUUUUUUCUAAACCUGCAUAUCUUCUUAAAACUAUUGUAGUUUGUACUUCGUAAAAUCACAAUAUCUGAUAGCAUCUUUUAAAUGAUAGAGGUGGGGAGCGCUUGUGGGGGCUCUCCACACUUGACUCACAAUUUCACUAGAGAUGUGCUGUGCCAUAUAGAAGCAUGGCAUUAAAAUUGAAGGAUUGGAUCUUGACAGUAGUGAAAUAAAAAUAAAUAAAUAGAUACAAAUCAGCAGCUUUCAUAGGUUUCCAAAGGUGAACAGCCAGCAUAAAUGGAGCCGACAGUUGUGUCUGGCCCUUUGGGGCACACGCAGUGGGAGCCAGAGCAGCCAUUUCCUCUUGGAUUUGAGACACUGGAUUCAGACAAUGCAGGUGUGCCCUGUCAAAACAAGAGUGAACAGACAGGUUUGGACUUCAGGAAUGGCGACCAGAACAACAUAUCCCAACAGACUCAGAAGGAAAAGGAUUUAGUGGACAACCACCUGAAUGUCUCAAAUCUUUCUUUUGGAGAUUUGCAGUUUGAGGGAGAUCACACCACUAUCUCCCAAACUUUUCUCCACAGUACUCGCAUUAAGGAUUUGUCUUGCACAGAAAAAACAGAGGGACUUGAUGAAAUUAGUGACUGCACAUUGUCCUGGCUAUUUUCUCCCAACUUCACUGAUGUGAUUGGAAAAAACUCUGCUCAAAAGGAGCUGACUCUUAAACGGGAUUCCCCUCUGGAGGACUUAGAAGUCCUCAGUAAUCAGGUUGCGCUAAUAACCCUCAGCGUGCCAUCAUCUCCAGUGAAGACCGAUACAGGGGAUCCAUUUUUGCUAGUAGAUCUCUCCAAUGAACAUCCUGCUCCCAACUCAGAGUCUUCAGGCGAGUUAAACCCACAGGGUGUCAGUGAGGAGCUGGUAAAGGUGCCAUGUAAGGAGCAGGUCGACCUCCCUCCCUUACAGAGCAGGGAGGCUUUGUCACCUGAAAUUGGAGACAAAGGUUUAUUCCCUGAUCAAGUGACCGAUCUGCCUGUAACCAGUAGCGCUACCCUACAAGGUUUACCUGAGAACUGCCUCCUUCAUAACACACACAGCACACCGCUGGAGUGUUUUGAAGGAUCUGUGCCUUUGUUGGAUUUAGACGUUCCAGAUUUUGACAGCAGCCUAAGCCUGUGGCCUGCCAGUACUGCCUCUGUUAUCUACACAGGAACUCCAUUAGAUGUAUCAUCAGAGGAGUCAGAAGUGGUACAUGAAGAAGCUGCUGUUAUUAGGAAUCUUACUUUAGAGCAACAAGGUGAGAACGACCUGCUUGCUCUGGGUUUAUUAAACGAACCUUCAUCACUGACACUGCCUCUGGUUGAAGAUGCCCUCAUCCAGGGUGAUCUCAGCAGUCAGAGUUCCUCUGUGGAAAACACGCCUAAGGAUUUGAUGGAAGACAACAUCUGUUCUGAAGUCAAAAAUCAGGGAAAUGAGGCAAUGGCUUUGGAUCCGUGCUUGACUGUUGAAGAGGUCCACGAUGACGAAUCUUGGGACUUGAAACCCCAGGAGGGAGUGCGGAAUGAAAACAGUCCAGCAGCUGAGGAGAGGCCGGCCGACACUACACAGCUCCAGGGUUCAGGCUGUGAGGAAGUGGCCUCUUUUGAUUUUUCAGUUCAGGAUUUAAAUACAACUUCUUCUGAGCCUGAGUGGACUAGUGAGCAGGCUGUGGAGACGAUCUCCCUCUCCAACAUGGUGGUAGAUGACUCACUGCCGAUGGUCUCAGCUGUGAGCGCAGGGGAGGAAGACGUCUCCCCUCUGAAAGCUGUGUUCGAUGCUUUAGACCAAGAUGGUGAUGGCUUUGUCCGCAUUGAGGAGUUCAUGGAGUUCGCCGCUGCCUAUGGGGCCGAUCAGGUGAAGGAUCUGACAAAGUUUUUGGAUCCAAGUGGGCUCGGUGUCAUCAGCUUUGAAGAUUUCCACCGUGGAAUCUCUGCCAUUAGCAAUGGAGGCCCGGAGCCACAGCUAUACAGUGUAAACUACAGUCCAGGGGAUGGAGCUGUCGGCUGUCAAGAGGAGUACGAUGAGCAAAAUGAGGUGACAGACAGUGCAUACCUGGGCUCCGAGAGCACUUACAGUGAGUGUGAGACCUUCACUGAUGAGGACACGGGGGCCCUUGUACCUCCUGAGAUGCACGAGGAUGUGGAGACGGACAGCGGCAUCGAGGCCACUCUACACGACCCUGAAGAUGGCAGCAACAGGUUUUCCCUGAACUCAGAGCUCCAUAACCACUCCCUGGUGACGGUCAUUGGUGGAGAGGAGGAGCACUUUGAGGACUUUGGGGAAAGUAACACUUCAGAGUUGCUGCUGGAGAGCACCACAGAAGGGCCCGAGGGAGAGGGUGACUCCCAUCUCACACAGACGCCUGAGCAAGUCAAUGGCUCAGCAUUGCGCUCCCCCAGUGCACCCACUUCUCCCCCUGGCUGCUUUCAGAGCUUCCUCAGGGAGGAGGCGCUGGACUUUUUCUGUAGCCAGUGUCACAAACAAAUAAGUCGUCUCGAGGACCUCUCCACUCGCCUCAGUUUCCUAGAGAUGACUAGCGCUGGCAAGCGGCUAUCCAGCAAGAAAGUGGCGAGACACCUCCUCCAGAACAGCUCAAUGACUCUGGACACCAUGAGCGACUUGACGCGGGACAUCCUGGAGCUGGCUGACAACGACAUCACAGACAAGGUGCUCCUCCUUGAGCGCCGAGUGGCAGAGCUGGAGAAGGAGUCCGAGGCUUCAGGGGAGCAGCACGCACGCUUGCGCCAGGAGAACCUUCAGCUGGUGCAUCGGGCCAAUGCCUUUGAGGAGCAGCUUAAGGAGCAGGAGCUCCAAGCUGACGAGGAACUGCAGCAGGAAACCCGGCGUCACAAGGAGGCCCUCAGCAAGCUGGAGAGAGAGAGAGGGUUGGAGAUCGAAAACAUGCAGGCGAGGCUUCAGCAGCUGGACGAGGAGAACAGUGAGCUGAGGUCCUGCGUUCCUUGUCUUCGAGCAAACAUCGAGAGACUAGAGGAGGAGAAGCGGAAGCUGCAAGAUGAGGCCGAAGCCAUGGCCGACAGGCUGAUGGAGGAGACAGAGUCUCGCAGGAAGAUGGCCGACAAGCUGAGCCAUGAGCGCCACCAGAACCAGAAGGAGAAGGAGUCCACGCAGGAGCUGAUUGAAGAUCUGCGAAAACAGCUUGAGCACCUACAGCUGUACAAAUUGGAGGCUGAGGCAAAGAGAGGACGUUCACCUGGAGCAGGGCUGCAGGAGUACCAGACCCGCACCCGUGAAGCCGAGCUGGAGCAGGAAAUAAAACGACUCAAACAGGACAACCGUACUCUAAAGGAGCAGAAUGACGAAUUAAACGGCCAGAUUAUCAACCUGAGCAUCCAAGGAGCAAAGAAUUUGAUGUCUGCAUCCUUCUCUGACUCCCUGGCUGCAGAGAUCAACUCUGUGUCUCGCACAGAGCUGAUGGAGGCCAUUCACAAGCAGGAGGAGAUCAACUACAGGCUCCAGGACUAUAUUGACAAAAUCAUCGUGGCCAUCAUGGAGUCCAACCCCUCCAUCCUCGAGGUCAAAUAAACAGCCAGAGGGACUCUACGGACUGCAAUUAAGAAAAUUGGAGAUAUUUCUAAUAGAGGAUAUAAAAAUAUUCUGGAAGGAGAAAAUAAACCGUAACGCCCAACUCCCCCCAUCAGAGAGGAUUUAACAAACAGUUCAUGGCUGUCGUUGACAAAUAAGCUAGUUUAUUUUUGGUUAAGUACCCAUCGAAUCUGUGCUUUUUGUGAGCGUCUGUGUCGGCCUUCCUGAUAACACUUGGGUUCUGAUGACGUCCAUGUUGGUGGCUAGAGGGACCCAAGAUUCCCCGUUUGAGUGAAUGAAUGUGUAAAUGUGUGUGUGAGAGGGAAAUAUCCUACAAAGUAGAAACCCCUUUUCCAAACGAUGCUAGAGCUAAAACCUGAUCAGUUGUACCUAAAGGCCUUAAGUAAAAGGUGAUCAGUCUUCAUUAGUUAUGCUACACAUGCCUCAGUUCAGUCAGCGAAGGCUUGCUGGGAUGGUGGCAGCAUGAUGGCUCAGAUCAUCUGAGCCGCGCUGAAUCGUGUUUUUAAACAAAAGCCGUAUGAAGCGCCGCUCAGGAGCCGAGUAGAAUCUGUCCUUAACAUUUUAAAAGUUUGCAGUGCUUCGUAGCACCGCGCGGCGCGCUUCUCUCCUUUAACAGAGCUCAGCCGUCUUUUCCAGGGAACUUCUGCUGGGUCGCAGACAAGGAAUGCCGUGUGUGUGUGUGUGUGUGUGUGUGUGUGUGUGUGUGUGUUUGAUGUGUUCAACAUUCCCCUUUCUUGCUCUGGUUUUGGAAGAAGCUUGGCAACACUAGGAGUGGAAAACAUUCUUGAAACCUUUAAGUGGUCUGUGUGCUUUAUAUCAUUUAUUUUUACAAUGAAACAGGGUCCUGCAGGUCUUCAGGUGGGCUGGAAACACUACGCUUCCCAUCACUCACUGGCACAAACAUUUAGAUAUCUCCCAUUUAUUGCACAAAGUAUAGGCUGGAUAUACUGACUUUAACUCUCCAGACACUUGAACUGAACUUGAAGGGAAGCUGGCGAGUGAUGGUGGAAACUGUAGUUUGGCUUCAGUGAAGUCCAGCCCACCUGACCUCUGCGUUCUCUUGCUGAGUGAAAGCGACAGGGAAGCUUAUCAGUUUUUGUUUUUCCUUCACGAGCGAUUUGUUGUCAGUGGAAAUGUCGUUGUGACUGAAACGCUUACAAAUGACAACUGAGAAGAAUCCAGACUUUGUCUUUUGCACUACAUUUUGAUUUAAAUAUUGUUUUUGUUGAUGGAAUAGAAAAAAAAUGUUUAUUGUAAAGGGAUGAAAUCAUAAAUGAAGAUUGUCAAGUGUGGGAUUUGUUCCUGAAGGAAUCCCACUCAUGCUGUAUUGGGGGAGGGUGUUACAUUGCUCUAAUAUAAUUACAUUAAAUUGAGUUUAUUUAGGAAAAAAAAUCCUGCAGCCAUGACUUCAGAUUAGUUUGUCAUUGAGAGCUCAGAUGAGCUUUCUGCUGACUGUCAGCCAGACCUAAUCUGCAUAUAACAUUGAGGAGAAGUGGCAGACCUUGGUAGCAAUAAUGCUGGCCCAUGAAGUGGACAUUGAUGGGUGGGUUGAAGGGACAGGAUAAAGAAAAGCUGCUCUCCAUUUCCUCUGCUUAAAACGUUUCUCCUUAUUGCUGUAAUUGAGGACGGCAAGAAGGAACAAGGACUGAUUCUGUGCUCAUCGGUACUCUGCAGCCAUCUUCAAACACAUGGACAUUUUUUUUCCCCCUCUGACCUGAAAGUGGAUGUUUAAGUUGGAUUUACAUGCCAGGCAUCUUGUUGGACUCGUAUCAUGAAGACUGGGGGGAGGGGGUUAUUUUUGUCCAAACAGCAUGGCGUUCCGCACACACACGCUAAAAUGAAUUCCUGUUUUUCACACGUUCACCUCUGAAGUCUAUCUCACCGCUCCUCUUCUUCACCUGCCACUCUAUGAAAAAUGGCCUUGGAUGUAAAUGACUUGUACAUGUAAAGUUUUUUCUACACUCAUUCUAGAUUCUAGGUAUUUUUAUAGUCAGGAGAAAAAAAAAUAAGAGCGUUUCUUUUCGUCUUAUGCUGAGAGACGGCUGCCUGUACUCUAGCAUGUAGCGUGUACAGUAUCGUUUGGGUUUCUCUUUUCUCUCAUUUUAAAUCACAUGCAGAUAUUUAUUCGACUUACACUCUGAUCUGUGAUCUGUUCUGCUGAAAAUAUAUUUGUACAUUUUUGAAUUCAUGAGGGGAGGUGAUUAAUUCACAGUGAAUGAAUCUGUGGGCGAAUUUACCGAAUUCAGAGAGUUUAAAGCAAAGUUAUAUAAUGUUUGGGGCAGUCAGCAAACACAAAACAAAGCUUGAAUGUGACCUGCUCAGUGCGGUGAUCUGUUGAGGUCUGGGCUCUCUUCCAUUGUGCUGAUGCUGCUCUGACCUCUUGGGUGUUGUGAUUUAGAUACGGCUGAGUCUGCAGUUUUCUAAUGUCGUCUUCCCAGAUGGAGUCAGGUACUGCAUGGAAACACAGAUUUCUUAAUGUAUAUUUUACUUGUUUGACUUGUUCUCACUGAAGAAUCAUACGCUGAAACAUCGGACGGCAGAGCUGUAGGUUGAGACCUCGACGUGACACACAAAACCUCGUAUCCAGGCUCUAUGUUCAGCUUCCUGCCCUUUUUUUUUCCUGUGGUUCUGGGGGUUUUUUGGGGGGGGGGGUUUCCACGACAGAUUCUUUAUAAUACUGAACCAUUAUUAUGCUAUAAUGUAGAAACAGGACGACACCUGCGCACAGUGGGAUACAUGACACUCGAUUGGUGUUUUAUUGUCUUUCUGACAGACGGUUUGAUGACUGGCGACAGUUUGAUUAGUCGGUGAAGCCACAGAGCUGACAAAAUCUUUUCUUUCAGCAGAGCUGAAGGUGAUUGCACUUUAACCAGAUCUCUCUUCAUUUUACUCCUGCCUUUUAAAAAUGACCAAAGACAUAUUUAAACAUUGACGGAUCAAGUUAUCCAUUAGGAUUCACUUUUAUUAGCACUUCUCCUGUUCUAGUAAAUGAUAAAAACAAGCUUUCGGCUUGGAAAGGAAAGAAGAAGAAACUGGCCUGCUAGUCUAAACACUGUGCCUCUGUCUCAAACUCCUCUAAACUAACCUGAUCAUGAGCCCUGGGGAAAGCACUGACCACGUGACUGUCAGUUUGUUAAAUUAUAAUGAUGAAAUCUAAAGUGUAAAUAUGAAUUGUCUUUUUUUUUUUCUCCUUUUUUUUGUGGAUUUCUUUUGUUUUUGUUUCUUUCAUCUCACGCUCACUUCCAGUGUCCAAAGAAAGUUUGCUCAAGGCACAAACGUCACUACUGGAGUAGUGCAUGGCUUACCAUUAUGUGACAUGGGAAGAUUAAAAGAGAAUAUUGUAGAGGAAAAAAAUAAACUGUAAAACUAUUUUCGAAGAUAAAUGUAUAAAUUAUAACAGUAUUGGUUACAGCUGUAUUUUUUUUUUCUGAGAUCCCCAAAAUGAUCUAAUCCUAAUUGUUCUUGGGGAGCUAUAAUUCAGUCAUUGUAAACAGAGAAAAUUUAAAGGUAAAGGUGAAAGUAAGAUUAGAAAAUAAAGGAAUAAAAUGA